Molecule: messenger RNA, 3088 nt
Organism: Oncorhynchus gorbuscha (pink salmon)
Lineage: Eukaryota; Metazoa; Chordata; Actinopteri; Salmoniformes; Salmonidae
Product: guanine nucleotide-binding protein G(I)/G(S)/G(O) subunit gamma-5-like
Exons: 3
Coding region: 127-342 (71 amino acids)
Biological process (GO): G protein-coupled receptor signaling pathway
Cellular component (GO): heterotrimeric G-protein complex
Molecular function (GO): G-protein beta-subunit binding
Source: RefSeq, a predicted model, not a curated record
GUUGAGGAAACAUUGUGUCGAGUGGGCGGGGCGAGAAGGACGGACGGACUGCUUCACAACUCUGACCCUUUCUCUCACAGUCGCCCUAGUAAGGAUUCACCUACUUUCACUCUUCUGACCCUCGACAUGUCAAACAACAACGCCGGCAGCAACUUGGUCGUCGCUCAGAGAGUAGUGAAACAGCUGCGGUUGGAGGCCAGUGUCCGUAGGAUCAAGGUGUCCCAGGCUGCAGUGGACCUGAAGAACUACUGUCUGCAGAACGCUCAGCAGGACCCUCUCCUGAUGGGGGUCCCCUCCAGUGACAACCCCUUCAGACCCCCCAAGUCCUGCAGCCUGUUCUGAGCAGCAGUCCGUGUAUGGAGGAGGAGUUGUUGCUGUAUGUCCUAUAAGGGACCCUUCCUCUGCUCUCUCUACUGCUGGUCCAUUUGUGUGUUGCAGCUCUCCCAAUGUUAACCUCUAGCCUGAUCCCAGAUCUGGCAUGCCAAAGCAUGACAAUGACCAAAGAUGUUGGCAAGACCGCACAAACAGAUCUGGGACCAGGCUAGACAGUCCAUGUAUUAAGAUAAAGCCUAGUAGUGCCAUUAUACAUGUAUGUUCAGGAUGUUGAUGUGAUUUCCUAUUUGUUAUGAUGAUCAUGAUGAUGACAUUGUAUUUGGGUUGUAACUUCCUGAAAAUUCCCCAGUUUUCCAGAAAUUCCUGUUGUAAGAUUCCUGGAAUCGGGAGGGAAUACGCAGAAAACCCAGGAAUCUUCUACUGAAAUUUCUGGAAAAAUCUGUCAAGUUUUGUAAAGUUACUGUAGUUCUCCAACCCUAACUUGUAUCUAUGCACUGUACUUUCCACCAGUAUGAUAUCAGCCUCUGACAGGCAGGCAGCCAGUGAAUGUGCCUUUGAGGUUGUCUCCCAAAUAGCACCCUAUUCCCUAUAUAGUGCACUACUUUAGACCAGAGCCCUGUUCCCUAUAUAGUGCACUACUUUUCACCAGAGCCCUGUUCCCUAUAUAGUGCACUACUUUUCACCAGAGCCCUGUUCCCUAUAUAGUGCACUACUUUUGACCAGAGCCCUAUAGUGCAGUAUAUAGAGAAUAGGGUGUUAUUUGGGAUGCAACUUAUGUGUCUGACGACAUGUUCAGCACAAUAAGGAAGUGACCAACCGUUGAAUGUUUUAACCAGGGUACGUAUUGAUGUUUAACCUACAGUUCUAGCCGAUUGGCCUACAUGCUGUCUUGUCACCUUCUAUUGCUUGUGUUCCACGUGCAGUAUACUUCCUGGUACAAACUACCACAUGGUACAGGUUGACAUUCUCAACCCAGGGAUCCAGAACCAUAGAAUUAGAAUCUAGAAUUCAUGCAGAACACUAACCACAUCUCCCCAGUUGUACUCUAUACAAGAGACUGGCAGUUACAUGUUUCUUUUAAACUUUCGUCGACCUAUUUUAUGAAAUAAUCUGCCUUUUUAUCGAAGGGUUUGUUCAUUCGGUUGUGAUGAUACUAAUGUGAUCUUAAAUGUUACAUUGUUGUGCCCUCCUGUAACUUUUUUUUUAGGAAGACACUCCUGUCCUUGGCCUUUUUCCCUGGAAAUACUCAUGUCCUUCUCAUGGUUUUCCACUAGCCUACAUUCAGUCACAGAUAACACUAUAGCGUGGUUUUACACUAGCCUACAUUCAGUCACAGAUAACACUAUAGCGUGGUUUUACACUAGCCUACAUUCAGUCACAGAUGACACUAUAGCGUGGUUUUACACUAGCCUACAUUCAGUCACAGAUAACACUAUAGCGUGUUUUUACACUAGCCUACAUUCAGUCACAGAUGACACUAUAGCAUGGUUUUACACUAGCCUACAUUCAGUCACAGAUAACACUAUAGCAUGGUUUUCCACUAGCCUACAUUCAGUCACAGAUAACACUAUAGCAUGGUUUUACACUAGCCUACAUUCAGUCACAGAUAACACUAUAGCAUGGUUUUCCACUAGCCUACAUUCAGUCACAGAUAACACUAUAGCAAAUGGGAACGUAUUUAACUAAGACAAACAACACUCAUUUCCAUAUGCCACAGCUGGUGCUUCAGCUUGUUUCAGGUUACUGAUUAGCCACAUCACCAUGACUGCCCUUUUUAUGAUUCCAUCAGCCUGUAUCGCAGUUUGUUUUUAUCGUUGAACUGUGAGCGUGGAACCUUCCAGCCUCGCUACCGGCCUUGUAUGAGGAGAUUUAAUUUGAUACCUGAUAUACUGUCUAUCCUCUGUGCCUUAACUUUGUAGCUGUGUUAUACUGUCCAUCCUCUGUGCCUUAACUUUGUAGCUGUGUUAUACUGUCUAUCCUCUGUGCCUUAACUUUGUAGCUGUGUUAUACUGUCCAUCCUCUGUGCCUUAACUUUGUAGCUGUGUUAUACUGUCCAUCCUCUGUGCCUUAACUUUGUAGCUGUGUUAUACUGUCUAUCCUCUGUGCCUUAACUUUGUAGCUGUGUUAUACUGUCCAUCCUCUGUGCCUUAACUUUGUAGCUGUGUUAUACUGUCCAUCCUCUGUGCCUUAGCUUUGUAGCUGUGUUAUACUGUCUAUCCUCUGUGCCUGAGCUUUGUAGCUGUGUUAUACUGUCCAUCCUCUGUGCCUGAGCUUUGUAGCUGUGUUAUACUGUCCAUCCUCUGUGCCUUAGCUUUGUAACUGUGUUAUACUGUCUAUCCUCUGUGCCUUAACUUUGUAACUGUGUUAUACUGUCUAUCCUCUGUGCCUGAGCUUUGUAACUGUGUUAUACUGUCUAUCCUCUGUGCCUUAACUUUGUAACUGUGUUAUACUGUCUAUCCUCUGUGCCUGAGCUUUGUAACUGUGUUAUACUGUCUAUCCUCUGUGCCUUAACUUUGUAACUGUGUUAUACUGUCCAUCCUCUGUGCCUGAACUUUGUAGCUGUGUUAUACUGUCCAUCCUCUGUGCCUGAGCUUCGUAACUGUGUUAUACUGUCCAUCCUCUGUGCCUUAACUUUGUAACUGUGUUAUACUGUCCAUCCUCUGUGCCUGAACUUUGUAACUGUGUUAUACUGUCUAUCCUCUGUGCCUGAACUUUGUAACUGUUUCCAACCUAGUAAAUCACAUUUACCACUGUG